This is a messenger RNA of Paramormyrops kingsleyae, 4928 nucleotides long. RefSeq names its product formin-like protein 3. The record is from RefSeq and is a predicted model, not a curated record. Gene Ontology annotation, biological process: regulation of cell shape; cell migration; cortical actin cytoskeleton organization. Lineage: Eukaryota; Metazoa; Chordata; Actinopteri; Osteoglossiformes; Mormyridae. Gene Ontology annotation, molecular function: actin filament binding; small GTPase binding. Gene Ontology annotation, cellular component: cytosol.
GGCGGGUCCGUGGGGCUCAGUGCGCACUUACGGUGGAGGGGAAAUCCAAGAAAGAGUCGUUCCCACAACAGUAAUGAAUGGGAAUUUGGAUUUCCACGAAGUUUGGAGAAACUAACAUCGCAGCAUUUCGUUUCCUGAGACAUCACUUUUGCCUGAGACUGAAAGAAGAGCCCCGAAUCUGUUUUUCGGUCCAAACUGAAGGACAGUUUCUGAAAAUGGGGAAUACUGAAAGUGUGGACGGCCAGGGAGAUGUAAAGCCUCACGUCAUGCAGUUAAGAGUGCCGAUGCCCGACAGCGGAGAGCUGGAGGAGCGCUUUGCCCUAGUCUUGAGUUCCAUGAACCUGCCUCCGGACAAAGCCAGACUCCUUCGGCAGUAUGACAGCGAGAAGAAGUGGGACCUCAUCUGUGACCAGGAGCGGUUUCAGGUGAAAAAUCCCCCUCACACCUACAUCGAAAGGCUACGCGGGUACCUUGCUUCUGGAGUUGCUGGAAAGAAAUUUCGGCGACGAAUUCAUGAAUCUACAAAGGUGCUGCGUGAACUGGAGAUUUCCCUCAGGACCAAUCACAUUGGGUGGGUCAGGGAGUUCCUCAGUGAUGAUAACCGGGGUCUGGACGUCCUCGUGGAGUACCUGUCCUUUGCCCAGUCUGCUGUCAUCCACAGUGAAUUAGCCAGUAAGAUCAUGAAGCACCCCCGCCAUGCUGCCCAAAAAGACGACGUGCACGUCUGCAUCAUGUGUCUACGAGCCGUAAUGAACUACCAGUAUGGCUUUAAUAUGGUCAUGUCCCACUCACGCGCUGUCAAUGAAAUCGCACUUAGUCUAAACAACAAGAACUCUAGAACAAAGGCCCUGGUGCUGGAACUACUGGCCGCCGUGUGCCUGGUCAGAGGGGGCCACGAGAUUAUCCUGUCCGCCUUUGACCACUUCAAAGAGGUGUGCCGGGAGAAACAGCGCUUCGAGAAGCUCAUGGACUAUUUCCGCAGCGAGGAUGGAAACAUCGAUUUCAUGGUGGCCUGCAUGCAGUUCAUCAACAUUGUGGUACACUCAGUGGAGGACAUGAACUUCCGGGUACACCUGCAGUAUGAGUUCACCAAGCUGGGCCUGGACGGAUUUCUCGAGAAAUGCAGGAACACAGAGAGCGACAAGCUCUCCGUGCAGAUUCAGGCUUACCUGGAGAACAUGUUUGAUGUGGGAGGCUUACUGGAGGAUGCCGAGACCAAGAACGUGGCUCUUGAGAAAGUGGUGGACCUGCAGGAGCACCUCUCCCAUGUGACAGAGAAGCUGCAAGAGGUGGAGAAUGAGACCAUCAUGAAAGUGGCAGACCUGGAGAAGCAGCUCCUCCAAAAAGACAAAGAUCUGUCUUCCAUCAAGGAGACGUAUGAGGUGGCGAGUUGCCAGGUCAACACACUGAGACGCAUGAUUGAGGAGAGAGACGUCGCCUUCCAGCAGCAGGCCAAUGUGGAGAAGAGCCUAGAGGAACGUGAGCAGCGCAGGACGCUCCACCUUCGCCCACAGCCAGAAGGAGAUGCCCCCAGAUGUGCCCUAGUAGGAGGGAGUGAAGACCUCAAUGGGGGUGUGGAGCCCAGGGCUCCAGGGAGCAACUGCCCCACCACUGUGGAACCACAGCCUCAAGCUCCACCCCCACCACCACCUCCCCCACCACCUCCACCCUUACCUUCCACCUCAGGGGAAGGUAUGAUGAUUGUGGGUCCUCCACCGCCAGCGCCGCCACUCCCCGGAACAUCACCAUCCGUCAUCCUCAGUGCCGGCCUAUCAGCCAUUAGAAUCAAGAAACCCAUCAAGACUAAAUUCCGACUGCCUGUGUUCAACUGGACGGCCCUCAAGCCCAAUCAGAUCAAGGGCACUGUGUUUAAUGAAAUCGACGAUGAGCGAGUUCUGGAGGAGCUGGACCUGGACAGGUUUGAAGAGCUUUUUAAAACCAAAGCACAAGGCCCUAUGAUGGACCUUAUCUGUCCCAAGGGCAAGGUGUCCCAGAAAGCGGCCAACAAAGUCACCCUUCUAGAUGUCAACCGCUCCAAGAACUUAGCGAUCACACUGCGCAAAGCGGGUAAAAGCACAGAGGAGAUCUGCAAGGCCGUCCAGCUGUUUGACCUGAAGGCCCUGCCGGUAGACUUGGUGGAGUGCUUAAUGCGGCUUCUGCCCACGGAGGCAGAAAGCAAGCUGCUCCGGCAGUACGAGCGUGAGAGACGCUCCCUGGAUCAGCUGGCCGAGGAGGACCGCUUCAUGUUGCACAUCGGCAAGAUCGAGAGGCUCACACAGAGGAUGAACAUGAUGGCGUUCAUGGGCAACUUCGACGACAACUUCAACAUGCUAAUGCCGCAACUCAAUGCCAUAAUCGCAUCAUCUGCCUCAGUGAAAUCGUCCCCUAAGCUGAAGAGAAUGUUAGAGAUUAUUUUAGCCCUGGGGAACUACAUGAACAGCGGUAAAAGAGGGUCGGUGUAUGGGUUCAAACUGCAGAGCCUGGAUUUGCUGUUGGACACAAAAUCCACGGACAGGAAGAUGACUCUUCUUCACUACAUUGCUCUCAUCGUGAAGGAGAAGUACCCUGAACUGGCCGUUUUCCCCAGUGAGCUACACUUUGUGGACAAAGCAGCCAGUGUUUCCCUGGAGAAUGUGCUGCUGGAUGUGCGGGAGCUGGCUAAAGGCAUGGAGCUGAUCCGUAAGGAGAGCAGCCUUCAUGACCACGCAGUGCUCAAGAGCUUCCUGCAGAUCAAUGAAGGACGGAUGGAGAAACUGCAGAAGGAUGCCAAGAUGGCGGAGGAGGCGUUUGGCAGCGUGGUUCACUACUUUGGGGAGAACCCAAAGACUACCCCCCCCUCCAUUUUCUUCCCUGUGUUUGUACGCUUCAUUAAGGCUUACAAGGAUGCAGUAGAAGACAACGAGCAAAGGAAGAAGCAAGAGGAGGCUUUACGAGUGAAGCUUCUUGCUCAGGAGACCCAGGAACAGGACCCAAAAGUACAGGCUCAGAAGAAGAGGCAGCAACAGCAGGACCUGAUUGUAGAGCUUCGCAGAAGACAGGCCAGGGACCACAGGCCCAUGUACGAGGGCAAAGACGGAACCAUCGAGGACAUCAUCACAGUGUUGAAGAGCGCCCCCUUUACAGCCCGAACUGCCAAGCGGGGCUUGCGUUUCUUCUGUGACGACAGCGCCUGAUAGUCCCGCCCCCCUCCCCCCCAGGCCCACGGCAGCCUACCCAAUCCCGGUCAAGAUCUCAGGAGCCAGCCCUUCCGGCGGGCUGACGCCGUCAUCAGGAGUGGCUGGAAACGUCCUUAAAACCCCCUGCAUUAAGCUCAAGGCUCCACCCCAAAGGCCCCCCAUCCUCCUGCCGGAACCGUGUCUGUCAGUCCAGUUUCCGGACACUCUGGCCCGCAUGCAGAGUGAAGCCGAUGGGACUGAGACUGGACCACAAACGGCACACAGACCUCGAUGGACUAUUUUUUGUAUUAACAUGUGACUCUAUGAUGUUUUCCGUGUAUUGUGCAAUGAAAAGCAAGAUUAACCCUGAAAUGGCUGCACGGGCAUGCUGCGCUGCUGUGAUGCGGCUUGUGCGGAGGACACGCACUGCUCUCCUAAUGCUAUGUUCCUGCAGACUGUGCUGCACGACUGCAGAGAUUCUCCUCUUUCACCGACGUGCCACCUUUUCGCAUUUCCCGUAAAGCAAGCACCUUGAAAAGUACUGCCAAAGUUUUGUUUCCAUCUGGAAUCUUUUGAAGCAGUUUGAAUAUUUUUGUACUCCUUUUGUUUAACAAGUCCUAAAAUAUUUAAUACUGUAAAAAUAGAAUGGUGAGUAUACUCUGGCUUUAAAAAUCGCAAAAUGGUUAUUUAAGGAGGUAAGCAAAACUGUUAUUGUCGAAGACCUUCGGAAUGGGGUCGAGGUCACAUGGUUCUACAUGAGGAACAUUCCAUCAGCUCGGUCUGGGCAUUCCUCUGCUAUAACAAGGGAUACACUGAACUGGACUGCAAAGCAUGGUAACAAAACGUCUGUCACACUUUACUGGAGUGGAAACAGAUAAUAGCACAUGCCUACUUAAUGCAUUAACUAACCAGUAACUAAGUGUUAGUUAUGUACUGAUCCCAUGCUUGUUCAUCAUUAAUCAAUCAUGAGAGUUCAUUUAUUCCAUUCAGGAACUAUAGUAACAGUUAACUCCACUCAGUUAAUGAUUAAUGCAUCAAGUGAGCGUGUAUUGCUAAAUUAUUUGUGUCCCCUCAAGUAAAGUGUUACCAAAAUGUCUUCGUAUGUGUAGAAGUGGACCAGGACAGGCCACUGGACGUUUGGUCAUGUUGUCAAGUUGUUUUUUUCCACAGCUGUCUUGCUUUUAGCUGGAUUCUGGGAGGACUUUAUGCUGACACACUUGCUCUAACGCUUUGCUAGGAAGUGCGUUUUAAACAUGGGGCCUUGGAGCCAGAGGCAACCUGUUCACUAAUGACACAGUGCUCCUGUGCUUCACAGCAGGGAAGGGAGCCACUGCUUCACUGCAUCUGAUCAUAAACACUGCAUUCAGGGAGGAAUCGCAGCUUUUGCAUUUAAAGGGAAAAGGAUGCAUUUUACCGGUGUGAAGUUCUUAUACUAUGGACUGCCUCAAAGACACUUUCUAAUUUUCUCCCCAAUAAAAACUUAAGGCUUUUAUACAUGACCAUGUUUGCCCUCCAAGACUGUCUUCCCGGGUGUUUUUUUCUGUCCAAGCACACAGCAGUCUGCUGUAUGGUCCAAAGGUGUGCAGUUUCGGUGCAUCUCUAAACAGUCCUUAGGUGUGAGUGACUGUCACAUUUGGGGACCAAAAUGUCCCCAAAGUGUGUAAAUACCUGAAACUUCCUUACUCUUGGGGACGUUUUUCAGGUCCGCGUUUGGAAAACCUCAGUUUUAUAAAUAUCUGUGAGUGCAAUAAAAAAAAAGUAAAAAUGCCAAAA